UAGCUAGCCAGCUAGCUCCAGGCCUCAAGUUAAGCUGAGCUGCCUCCGACUCAUCCGGGAUCCAUAGCCAUUGCUAAGCUAAGCUAAGCCUGAUCGGUGUAGUGUUGGCAAUGGCUCACACGAGCUCGCAAAAGCACGGCAACGACGACGUCGACACCGGCGCGGAGGCGGCAAUGGACCAGCUCGCCGGGAGGUCGUCGUUGUCACCGGCGCGGGAGAAGACGAGGAGGCGGCCGGAGAAGAGCGGCACGGUGUGGACGGCGACGGCGCACAUCGUCGCGCUCCUGAUCGGGUCCAGCGUCCUGGCGGUGGCGUGGACCUUCGCCCAGCUCGGGUGGGUCGCCGGCCCCGCCGUCGUCGUCGCCCUCUCCGUCGUCACCUACUACUCCUCGGCCCUCCUCGCCGACUGCUACCGCGACGACGACCCUCUUCACCUCGGCGGCGGCGCCGUCCAUGGCGAGUACAUCGCCGCCGUCCGCUCCUACCUUGGUCCGAAAAGCGUGACAUUCUGCGGCAUCAUCCAGUACGGCGUUCUCUGGGCGGCGAUGGUUGGCUACACCAUCACAUCAAGUUCAAGCAUGAGUGCGGUGCGAAGAGUGAACCGCUUCCACCGCAACUGGUUGGCCGCCGGCGACGGCGACGGUGGCGGCGGCGGCGGCGGCGCCACCGGCGUCAGGUACAUGGUGGUGUUCGGCGCGUUCCAGCUGCUCCUCUCGCAGCUUCCCAGCCUCGAGAAUGUAGCGUGGCUCUCCGUCAUCGCCGUCGCGACGUCGUUCGGGUACUCCUCCAUCUGCCUCGGCCUCUGCGCCGCCAAGUGGGCGUCCCACCGCGGCGGCGUCCGUGGCACGCUCGCCGGCGCCGCCGCCGGCUCGCCGGGGGAGAAGGUCUUCAAUGUCCUCCUCGCCGUUGGGAACAUCGCUAUCUCCUACAUCUAUUCUCCCGUGCUCUUCGAAAUCCAGGACACGGUGAGAACGCCUCCGUCGGAGAGCAAGACGAUGAAGAGGGCGUCGCUGUACGGCCUCGCCAUGAGCGCCGUCUUCUACCUCGUGCUCGGAGCAUCCGGCUACGCCGCCUUCGGCGACGACGCGCCCAGCAACAUCCUCACCGGCGCCGCCUUCCACGAGCCCUUCUGGCUCGUCGACGUCGCGAACGCCUGCGUCGUCGUCCACUUCCUCGGAGCCUACCAGGUCAUCGCGCAGCCGGUGUUCGCGAGGCUGGAGGCGUACGUCGGCGGGCGGUGGCCGGAGUCCAGGCUCGUCACGGCCAGCUACGAGCUCCGCCUCCGCGUGCCGGCGUGGACGUCCGCGCCGCCGACGGCCGUGACACUGUCGCCGGCGAGGAUGGCGCUGCGGGCGGCGGUGAUCGUGGCGACGACGGCGGUGGCGGCGAUGAUGCCGUUCUUCAACGCCGUGCUGGGCUUCAUCGCCGCGCUCGGGUUCUGGCCGCUCGCCGUCUACCUCCCGGUGAGCAUGCACAUCGCGAGGGUCAAGAUCCGGAGGGGGGAGGCGCGGUGGUGGGCGCUGCAGGGCGCGAGCGCGGCGCUGCUCGUCGUCGCCGUCGGCAUGGGCGUCGCGUCCGUGCGCGACAUGGUGCAGAGGUUGAACGAAGCUGCUCCCUUCAAGACCACGGGCUAAACUAAUUUACCGAGUGCUUUAGAAAUUUAUUACGAUCACUUACAUAAUUGAUAAGGACGUGACUACGAUGAGACCGUAAGCUGGAUUGUCAUAAUCAGCGACUUCAAUCUCAUAUCCAGUUGCUAUUAGUACAUCUAAAAGUGGAUGCAUUUUUUUCUUAUA
Molecule: messenger RNA, 1796 nt
Organism: Oryza sativa Japonica Group (Japanese rice)
Lineage: Eukaryota; Viridiplantae; Streptophyta; Magnoliopsida; Poales; Poaceae
Product: amino acid permease 4
Biological process (GO): amino acid transmembrane transport
Cellular component (GO): membrane
Molecular function (GO): amino acid transmembrane transporter activity
Source: RefSeq, a predicted model, not a curated record